Asparagus officinalis (garden asparagus) is the source of this 882-nucleotide messenger RNA. Its product is annotated as 60S ribosomal protein L32-1-like. Gene Ontology annotation, biological process: translation. The record is from RefSeq and is a predicted model, not a curated record. The transcript has 4 exons. Bases 35 to 634 code for a protein of 199 amino acids. Gene Ontology annotation, cellular component: cytosolic large ribosomal subunit; ribosome. Gene Ontology annotation, molecular function: structural constituent of ribosome. NCBI's taxonomy places the organism in Eukaryota, Viridiplantae, Streptophyta, Magnoliopsida, Asparagales, Asparagaceae.
CACGUCAGACCAAAAAUGUGUCAAAGUAUGGAUAAUGGGCUUAUAUCUAACCCAACAUAGAAAAGCCCCCUGGGCCAUAAUAACAAGACACCGCAACUUUCCAAUCCAUGAGCGGCCUCAUCCCAUAUAUAAAUCCCCCGCUCAAUUAAAACACAGAAGCCCUAACUCAAAGCAGCCGCCUCCUUCCUCAUUUCCUAGGGUUAGGGUUUCGGCAUUAGAUUACGGGGUAGAAAUGGCGGUUCCACUCCUCACCAAGAAAAUCAUCAAGAAGCGGGUCAAGCAGUUCAAGAGGCCGCAGAGCGACCGCAAGAUCUGCGUCAAGCCAAGCUGGCGUAGGCCUAAGGGUAUUGAUUCCCGUGUGAGGAGAAAGUUCAAGGGUGUCACUUUGAUGCCCAACAUCGGUUAUGGUUCUGACAAGAAAACCCGUCACUAUCUGCCAAAUGGAUUCAAGAAGUUCCUUGUCCACAAUGUCUCUGAAUUGGAGUUGCUUAUGAUGCAUAACAGGACUUACUGUGCUGAGAUUGCACACAAUGUCUCUACAAGGAAGAGGAAGGAGAUAGUGGAGAGGGCUGCUCAACUCGAUAUUGUUGUCACCAACAAGCUUGCCAGGCUCAGGAGCCAGGAAGAUGAGUGAUGAGCAGAUUUACUGCUUGACAUUAGUAAAGUGUUAUUCGAGUUUUGGAAAACCUAUAAACUUCCAUCCUGUAGGAUGUUGUCUCUCUUUGAUUAGGAGAUUUUGUUUCGUUACCGAGUGGUCUUGUUACGUAGGAAUGUUGUGGCCGUAUUAUUUGAAGUCUUUCUUUAAGCAUCGUGCUUCUGUGAACUGGAGUUUUUCUACCCUCCCUCUCUCUCUAUAUAUUUGUAUGUGUUGCAAGUUUGUCA